Molecule: messenger RNA, 1361 nt
Organism: Schistocerca piceifrons (Central American locust)
Lineage: Eukaryota; Metazoa; Arthropoda; Insecta; Orthoptera; Acrididae
Exons: 4
Coding region: 117-566 (149 amino acids)
Source: RefSeq, a predicted model, not a curated record
AACACGCAGCGGCCGCUCCGCGCUGCGGCCGGCGCAACACGCACCACAGCACAACAAGACACAGCGCAGCACCCGGCAGGUUCGAGGUCAUCAGGCGGGUCCGGGCCGGCCGCGCCAUGGUUGAGGGCAAGCACUACUUCUGGGUGGAGCGGACGCUGGGCUACGCCGACGAGGGCGCCGUCGCGGCCGGCGUCGACGUGGACGGCUGGGAGCUGUACGUGUGCCGCAGCCGGCACGAGGGCGACCUGGUGCCGGGCCGGCUGGCGCCCCGCGACGGCUGCGCCUACGUGCCCUGGGGCGGCGGCGAGCACGUCAAGCUGGAGUACGAGGUGCUGGUGGUGCUGGGGGGUGAGGGUCGGUGGGUUGCGACGCGCGGUGGCUGUGUGCCUAUUGAGGCACUGGAGGCUGGUGCUGCCGGCAGCGAGCCGCUCUUUGUGGGCAGGGCCUGCUUCGAUGGCUUGCUGGUGCCUGGCAAGGUACACCCAAGCCACGGUGUGUGCUACAUCUCAUAUGGUGGGGCAGAGAUUGCUUGCCCGGAGUACGAGGUUCUCGUCAUACACAUAUAGACAGUGCCUCCUUGUAUCAGACUGCUACAUCUGAGGAGCAUCUCAACCUCUCCUCACUCAUUACUUCCUUCCAUUUUAAGGAAACAAGUGUCACUGUCGAUCUCUGAAAAUGUCCUGUGAUAUAUAAUUUUAUGUCUUAUUUAAUACCAGAUGGAGCUUAUAUCCAUCUGCAAUGCCAAACAAUGCAAGUCAUAAUUUUAGUACACUUUUUCAAUUUUUAUAUUUUCUUACUGAUUCCAAGCAGCUCAGUGAAUCCUAUUGAUCACUGAGACAAGUGUUUUGAGUGAAAUGUAUAUUAAUGUGUUGCACAUUACUGCUUGUUAUAGGUAAUAAAGUUCUUUUACAACUUCAGUUCAUCCAUUGCUUUACUCACAUUCUUCCAAUAAUGACAUAAUUUCUCUUAUAAAUAAUGACACAUGAAUAUUUGAAUAACAUAAGAUAAAAGUCUUAGUGUAGGAUAAAAUGUUCCACUUGGAGGUGAGUGCAACAAUAUGAGUAGCAGCUAUAUACAUUCAAUGUUCAUCCUUGUUAGCAAGUUUGUUGAAGCUUUUUGUAAUAUAUAUUUGUUUUGGCAACCAUGGUCACUCAGUUCUAUGAUAACAAGAAAAAAGAAAAUUGUGAAUGUAAUAAUGGAUCUAAUCACAUUAUAACGUCCAUAUGUACAAAAAUAUAAACCUAGUAUAUGGAAACCAAUACAGUGCUAACACAUCAAAAUCAAAUGAACCCUAUUUUAUUAUAUAUAUUUCAUUGUAAGUGUUUACAAUUGUGCCUUAACUCUGUAUUUAACGGUUCUCU